AGCGUUCUCUGCGAACUUUUAUUUUGAAAAUUAUAACGAUUCAGGAAGAGGAGGAUAAUAUCUUUUCCGGUUCAGGAUCGUAAGAGGACAGACAUGACUCGACACGGGAAAAACUGCACAGCAGGAGCCGUUUACACUUAUCACGAGAAGAAGAAAGACACCGCCUCUUCUGGUUAUGGGACACAAAGUGUGCGUUUGGGGAAGGAUGCGAUCAAAGACUUUGACUGCUGCUGUCUGUCCUUACAGCCCUGCAGGGACCCCGUCGUGACUAAAGAUGGAUACUUGUAUGAAAAAGAAGCCAUCCUGCAAUACAUCCUUCACCAGAAAACAGAAAUUGCCAAGAAAAUGAAGGCAUAUGAGAAGCAGAAAAAGGCUCUAAAGAGUGAAGGCCAGCUGGAGUCCAAGUCUGAGGAGCGAGAGAGAGCUGAGAAGUUCAAACAGAGAGAGAACAACAUCGUCUCCAAGCCAAUCAACCCCUUUACCUCAGAUAAAUCUAAUGAUGAAGAAAGCCAGAAGGGCUCAAGCAGCUCCUCCAGUUCUGACACAGGAGCGUCCAGUUCCUCUUCAGCUCUGCCCAGCUUCUGGAUCCCCAGCCUCACACCAGAGGCAAAGCCCACCUUGCUUAAAAAGCCUUCAAAAACAGUGUUGUGCCCCAUGUCAGGAUGUCCUCUGAAGAUGAGUGAUUUGAUUUCAGUGCGCUUCACUCCACUGGACCCCAGUCUGGACAGAGUGGCCCUCCUCACACGCCAAGACAGAUACGUGUGUGCAGUAACCAAAGACACGCUUGGGAACUCUGUGCCCUGUGCAGUCCUUAGACCCUCUGGAGCCGUAGUCACUAUGGAGUGUGUGGAGAAGCUCAUACAGAAAGACAUGAUUGAUCCAGUGACUGGAGACGAACUGAAAGAGAAGGACAUCAUACCUCUCCAGAGGGGUGGGACUGGCUUUGCAGGGUCAGGAGUGGACCUCAAAGCUAAAGAGGCCAGACCUGUUAUGCAAGCAUAAACGAGAGGAUUGGACGACGCUUUGACCCUGUAAAUAUUGUCACUGGUUUUGCUGAACUUUUUUAUAGUGCUUUUGUUGUCAGUUGUUUGAUGAGGGGUAAUCUGAGUGAUAUCCCAAAGAUGGUAUUAUGCCAAAAUAUACAGUAGAUGUGCUUUUUUUUCUUUUCUUUUUAAAUAAAUCAUUCAUUUUACAUGCUUCAAAAAA
Molecule: messenger RNA, 1206 nt
Organism: Carassius gibelio (silver crucian carp)
Lineage: Eukaryota; Metazoa; Chordata; Actinopteri; Cypriniformes; Cyprinidae
Product: nitric oxide synthase-interacting protein-like
Exons: 10
Coding region: 94-1002 (302 amino acids)
Cellular component (GO): nucleus
Molecular function (GO): ubiquitin protein ligase activity
Source: RefSeq, a predicted model, not a curated record